GGUUCAUUUAAGAUUUAACCAGCUGGUCUAGUUUCACCUCUUGUCCGCCUCUUUACUUUCCUAUAGGAUUGAAUCUCUCUAAGUCCUCAGACCACAGCCUAUGCAAACCACAGCCCAUGAAAACGACCAUGUACUCGGCUACUGUAAAACAGGAGGCAACCUUGCCCGAUCAACCCCUCGAGUCUAACUUUGCGCUAUCAGAAUCCGAAAUAAUUUACCUAUCUCUCGGCGAGGAAUAUACUCUCACAGUGCCGCAGAAUCUUCUCCUUUCGUCCUCCGAGUUCUCCAAAAAGGCCACAGAAUCCGAAUGGGCCUCAUCUUCUCCAGAUCCCGAUACCAUUAUCCUAAGCGAUGACUUCCUCCCCAUCGUCGAAACAUAAAUCUACUGGCUGCCCCAGUCCCGCACCACCCUCUAAUGCCACCAAGCCCCUACAACCAAAGUCGACAUGGUCUUCCCAGCCACACUCUACGUCGUUGGUGAAAGAUUCUUGAUACUGCUU
This is a messenger RNA of Trematosphaeria pertusa, 500 nucleotides long. RefSeq lists its product as uncharacterized. The transcript has a single exon. The coding region runs from base 117 to 380 and encodes 87 amino acids. NCBI's taxonomy places the organism in Eukaryota, Fungi, Ascomycota, Dothideomycetes, Pleosporales, Trematosphaeriaceae. The record is from RefSeq and is a predicted model, not a curated record.